UUAGCAUAAUUGCUGUUGGUCGGUGCUGCUUUACGUUAAAAAGAAGAAUAAAUAAGUCUUUUAACACAAAGUAGGCAAGUAUUUUUCGCAUCUAUUGCAAGUACCGGACAAUAUUUCAUCAGUCUCCAAUCACGUGUCCAUUUCGCGACACACCCACCGACAUCCGCAUUUCAAUUCGUUAGCGCCGUGGCAACCUCUCAUCUACCGGCAACUACAAAUCAUCCUGCAUUGUGGGAGUUUUCCGAAAGGGAUGUGGGUGAUAUUCCAUUCGCCGUUUUGACACAAGUGUGAAUACUGCUGUGACUUGUCUCCCCUUAAUUGGCUUAUCACUAAAGCACGUAAAGCUUGCGUAUUUCAGGGGAGUGUGGAUGCAUCUGUGGAAAAAAGGGGGAGUCUCUUUGUAAAGGCAAUAUUUUGGAGUAAAUACGGAAUGCUGACACUGGAUCCAUCUACUGAUAUUUUUUGUAGCGUCUGACUUUUUGUGUUUACAUUUUGUUGUGGAUUUUGGGAGAGUGCAUCUGCGUCAAAUCACAGCAGUCACUGAACAUAGGGAAUAUGCAUCGCUUUCAGGCUGCCAGACGGAUUCCUGAAGUAUUGUCUUUAGCUAAGGACCAGUGUAUUAGUGUGAGAGCUGCUGUAGUUGCCCGUUUUUCAGUGUUUAGCCGACGUGACCACCAGCCUGUGGACAGAAGCUCAUUGCACACAGUACGGGCAUCUCUGACUACUGCUGAGGCUGCUGCAGAGAAGGAGAAUGGAAAAUCCCGAGAUAAAGUACUUAGAGUGGAGACCAUGAAUCCUUUAGUGAGGGCCGUGGAAUAUGCCGUGAGAGGACCAAUUGUUCUAAAAGCUGGUGAGAUUGAGAAGGAGCUGGAGCAGGGUAUCAAAAAGCCCUUCUCUGAAGUCAUCAAAGUGAACAUUGGUGAUGCACAUGCAAUGGGUCAGCAGCCGAUCACUUUCCUGCGCCAGGUGGUUGCCCUUUGCACUUAUCCAGAACUGUUAAGCAGUCCAAGUUUUCCAGAAGAUGCCAAAUGGAGAGCAAGACGGAUCUUACAAGGAUGUAGUGGAUAUAGCAUGGGGUCCUACAGUGCUAGCGAGGGUCUGAACAGUGUUCGUGAGGACAUUGCAGAGUACAUUGAGCGAAGAGAUGAUGGAGUUCCUGUUGAUCCUGACACAAUUUUCCUUACCUCGGGGGCUAGCGAUGGGAUAAUUAGUAUUCUGAAGCUACUUAUUUCUGGCACUGACAACUACAGGACUGGUGUUCUGAUCCCAAUCCCCCAGUACCCCUUGUAUUCUGCUGCUAUAUUAGAAAUGGGUGGGGCUCAGAUUAAUUAUUACUUGGAUGAAGAUAACUGUUGGGCCCUUGAUGUGAAUGAGCUUCGCAGAGCUGUGACUGAAGCCAGGAAGUUUUGUAAUCCGAAGGUUCUCUGCGUUAUCAAUCCUGGAAAUCCAACUGGGCAAGUUCAGAGCAGGCAGUGUAUUGAAGAAGUUAUUCACUUUGCAUAUGAGGAGAAGCUUUUCCUUUUGUCUGAUGAGGUGUAUCAGGACAAUGUAUACUCAGAAGAUUGCAAGUUUCACUCCUUUAAGAAGAUUAUGUACGAGAUGGGACCAGAAUACUUUAAUAAUGUAGAACUGGCCUCUUUCCAUUCCACAUCCAAAGGAUUUAUGGGCGAGUGCGGCUGCAGAGGAGGGUAUAUGGAAGUGAUCAAUCUUGACCCAGAUGUGAAAGCUCAGCUUGUAAAGUUGCUCUCAAUUCGCUUGUGUGCUCCAUUGUCUGGUCAGGCUGCUAUGGAUGUUGUGGUGAAUCCUCCACAGCCUGGUGAAGAGUCCUACGAGACAUUUCUUCAGGAAAGGAAUGAUAUACUUUGCAACUUUGCAAUAAAGGCUAAACUGACAGAAGAGGUAUUGAACGCUGUUCCAGGAAUUCACUGCAACCCUCUGCAAGGAGCCAUGUAUGCCUUCCCUCGUAUUUAUAUUCCACCAAAAGCCAUUCAGAAGGCACAGUCAUGCGGAAUAGCUCCUGACAUGUUUUACUGCUUGGAACUGCUGGAAGAGACUGGAAUUUGUGUUGUUCCUGGUAGUGGCUUUGGACAGAAGGAAGGAACAUAUCAUUUUAGGAUGACAAUUCUUCCUUCUGUUGAGAAACUUAAAGAUAUUUUAGAAAAAAUAAAAGACUUCAAUAUUGCAUUUCUGCAAAAGUAUAACUUUUGAAGACUUUCAUAACCUGCGGUGACUUUAUGGGAUUUCAGACUGGUUAGUAGGAUCACUAAGCCUACAGUUAUUUGCCUUGUGUUACUUUUCCUGCUCAUACUGCCCCAAGGCACAGAACUUUGCCAAAAUUGUAAUGAAUUGCUGUUACAACCCUUCCAGUCUUUGAAUGAUCAGCAGUAUUUGAGAUUUAAGUGGCAGUCUUCAACGCUAUAAAAGGACAUUUAUUAGUUGCUCAAUAUGUCUCAAAGAAAUGACUUGACAGCAGACAUUCAAAGUCCUGGAUAUUGAAGAUGGGGAAGAUUUCAUGAUCCAAGGAUUUGGUUAUUUCAACCAAACAAUGCUCUUUUUUCCAAGACUCUUCAGAAAUUCAGUAAACUGUAUGUGCUUUCUUGGGUUAUUGUAGAAAAGUUUAUUUUGCUGCAUUCCUGGAAUUAUGGGACAGACAUUGCAAUUAAAUUUCUAAAUGGUGUGUAUUACUUGAUGAUACUAAUAAUUGGGCAUGUAUUCAUUAGCAUUAUGUCAAAGUGGUUGCCAGUGUUUCUGGCCUGCAGUUCUACAUGAAUGUGAGCUUGGUUUAGAUAUCUGCUAUAAGUGUGAAGCAGAGAUACUGCACACAUUCCCUAGAAUCUAUAUAGACUUGAACAUUGAAAGACGUUUUGUCUUAAGAUAGUUCGGUCAGUUGUGCCAAGUCCUGAAACAUCUAACUUUAACUUGGGUUAUGUAAACUAGCAUAUAGAAUGUACUUCACUAAUACCAAUAGUGCAGUUUUUGGAAAACUUAAACUUAGGAGAUUGAAGCUUUGUUUGGCAUGUUAAAGUACUUUUUUGGGAGGGGGUUAAAUUCAGCCACUGAUGUUUGCUGUCUUUAAGUUAUUGUCACAAAUAUUUUGAAAUUUUAAAUCAGGCUGAGUCUGCUUUUUAUGUUUAAAUAUUAUAACUUUCAUUGUGGGGCUCUUGUAAUAGAAGGUGCCUUUUUAAUCCUUGUAUGGAUAUUUCAUUGGGCAUUGUGCAGCCUUCCUGCAGUAUACGUAGAGAGAGAAGAUGCUCUGAAUAUGAUCUUUAUAUCAGUGAGAUGUAUUGCAUUGCUUUGUCCAACUAGGAUGUUGAAUACAUUUAUGUAAUAUUACUGUAAGAAGAAAUGAAAAUGGCUGCUGUUUAUAGAGCUUGGAUGUACACAGCCUCUUUGCUGGUUUCCUCCACAUACCAAAAGCAUGCUGGUUUAUUACCUAAAAUGAUCAGUUUUACUGAAAUCGCCCUUUUGGCUUUCCUUUACAUUCACUGUCAGAUACUAUUCAGUUCCUGCAUUCCUUGUAACAAAGCUCCCAGCUGCUGCUGUGGGAUAUUUGUAGUUCUUUUCUCAUGAUGUGAGCCACCACAAGGAGUUGCACUACUUUUCAUUCCUCGUGGAAAAUAAUUUUACAUUUAAUGACCAUUGAACUGCUGUGUCAAAAUACGUCCUGGAAGUUGAAAUCAAAGCAGGAGAAUGCGGCACACUGUUUUCAAAAGAUACACAUAUUCACAAAUGAGCUUCUUAAUUUGAAAUGAGUUUAUAAUGUCGAAAUUUUCUACAUUUGCAUUUUCCUAUCUAUACAUCCCUGAGUAAAAUAAAACAUUUUUGUUUCAAGUGUUACUCUACAGGUUGUGUGAGAACCUUCCCUUUUGUAUGAAGCUGUAGUACUUACCAGUUGUUGUAGGUACCAAGACUACAUAUGCCCCCUCCUGUAUGGACAAUAGGCGUAUGCUUUCUUUGCAGAUGUCCUAGAAAAGUUCAGGUUAUGUAUACAACAGUAACUCCAGUAUGAGUCUGCAUUACUAAUCCAGGAAACCUUCUGGACCACAUUACUUUUAGCUACUUGGAUAUCCAGUGUUUAAGUGCUGCCAUUGUGCUCCUGCUGCAGGUUCACUAGGUUUAAAAAGUUGUCUCUCUCCUAAUCUGCACAUUCCUAGGCAUUUUUGGCAUAAUAAGUUUACAUUUUCUUUUUCUAAAGGCUAGUGGUAGUUAAUGCUAGGGCAAGCUUAUAGACAUCCUAAUUCUUUGAGUGUGUACUCAGCAGUUCCUGUUACAAAUAGUUUUACAUUUUUUUUUUUUUUAGCAUAGCCCCAACCAAGCAUUUUGAGAAAUGCAUCAAACUACCACCCUUCAAACCAAGUAGUAACUAAUACAAAUCUCCUCAAGAACUGUAUCAUUUUGUGUGGAAGGAGGCAAACUUGAAACGAAAGUGCAGUGGGAAAUAUCUCUGGUGUGUUCCUGUUUUCUUUCAGAUAGUAAAUUUAAUUUGUUUUAAAGGCAGUGUGCACAUGCUCAAACGCUUCUUUUUCAACGAUUGUGCUGAAUGAAUAGUACAAGAUCACCUCAGUUGUAAUUAAAUGGCAUCUGUCAACACAUCUCACAUAUUCAGAUAAUGUUAAGGAAACCGUAUUUGGGUGUUGGACUAUCUUACAGAUUUUGCCCUACCUUUGCUCACUUCUAUGAACCAAGUCCAGAUGCAAAAAUGUGUCGUGUAUUCCACUCUAGUGGCCAACCCAACAUAUUGCCUCCACUAACUGGGGAAAGUCUGUAAACAAGCAAUGGAAGAAUAUGAGGUUUUUGUGAGAUCCUAACUUGUACCAUAUCACUUCUCUUAGAAGUUAACUUCAUGUCUUCCCUUUAUGCAUCUUCCUUUGCAUAGGCUUUCUCUGAUGGCAGUGUAAAAUGUGUGGAACUGUACAUAGAUGGGUAUGUAUCUGCACACAGUCCCUGCUGGACCCCACUGUGUGGUUUGUGUGUGUCCUUCAGCUAAUGCCAGGAGGCAGGUUGGUGGGUGUAUGUGUACCCUCCAGAAGUUCAGCACUGUGGUUGCUCUCAUGCUUUUAAUGUGCAAAUAUUUCAGCUGACCCAAUUGGAGAGUGUUGUAAUUGUACUGCAUUUAUCUUUGGUCAGGCUCACUGCACAAACUAAUCUAUGCAAUGCCAAGGCAUUAAAAUAGAUUUCAGAGCUCCACUCUUGAAAAAAGGCUUCUAAAAAUGGUGGUGGUUUGUUGUAUACAGUUUCUCAUGCUGUCCUGUUGAGUAUGUGAUUGUGACGUAAUGGCCAGGGAAAUGUCGCUGAAGAUUAUUUUCACACAAAUUUCAUGACAAGACAGUAGUACUAAGGAUGGCUGUGAAUGGCAAGCCUUCUGUUAAGGGUGAGCAUUCACCAUACCAGUCCCAAAGAUGAACAUUGAUGUGCAAAAGCAGUGAAGAUACAGUAGUAGAGGGGAGCCUGAGAUUUUUUUAAGCACACAUUUUUUAAACAGCUGUGAUAUUCAUUAGUAUGCAAGGUUUUUACUGUACAUCCUAACUGGAUUCUGUCAUAUUCUGAGGUGGUCUAGAACAGUGUUUGAAAAUUCAGACCAGAGUUUAAACCCCACAGCCCUUAUCUUGCAUAACUUGUGAUACUUAGAGACGUUAGUAGACUUCCAUGAGCUCUCGAGUCUCUUCAGAAGGUAGUUUUGCCUUUGCGUGCCUCUUCUUUUAAAGGAAAUAUUAUUUUUCAGAACUUUUCUGUUAAUCCCACAUCUGACUAGUUUAUUUUGAGCAUCAGGUUUCUGUGAAGGCAUUUUGGGCAAAAUGCACAUGUAAUGCACUCUGGCCAAGAUUCUGUUCACUUUUUCAGAAUAAGAAAUCACAAAACGUAAGAGUCAGUGCUGGCUUUCUGACUAUUGAGUUUAUAUGCUUUGUUUCCAGAGUGAAUUGUUAUUGUUUACAUUGUAUUUAUUCCAUUAAAUUGUGAGAGACUUAACUUGUUUACUAGUAGCAAAUAUCACAAGGUUGCUUUCGUGUGCCUCUUGUUAAGUAUUCUUUUUGCAGAGAUAUCCAGACAAUCUGUGUCCGUUAUCAGUUUUUCUAAAUGCUGUGAAGGCAUAUUGGACAAAAUACAUAAUAUCCAUUUGGCCAGUAUUCUGUAUAUUUUCUCAAAAAAAAAAGUAUGCAUGCACGCACACACACACAUGCUCUCCAAACUUCAGGCAGUCAUUUCUUUUUCUGUGUUUCAGCAUUGUUCAUUUGUUUCUGGAGUUAAUUUAUUGUUUACAUUGUGUGUUUGUUUUGUUAAUUUUGAAAGCCUUUAAAUAUCUACACUAGCAGUAAACUGUAUUAGGUUGCAUUGAUAUAAGUUACAGUUCAGUUAACAUGUUAUUUUAAUUAAACUUGAAUAUUUACAAAAACUGUGACAUUUUAAUAAUACUGUGGUGUCUUGUUUUAAAAACUUUAUCUUUAGAAAUAAAAAAAAAAAUGAUACAUUUUUUUGUAUUUGAACAUUGUUUAAUGUUUAUGUAUAAUUUGUCUGUGUGUGUGUAUUUGUGUGUGUGUGUAUGUAUAUACCUGUAAGCACAGAUGUAUGCAGUGCAAAACUCUGUGUAGAAACAAUAAACCUGCACAAUAUCGUUAUAACUUCUCACCUUUUUUUUCUAAUCAGCAAUGCCCUGCUUUUUGAAGUAUAUUAGCAAUGACUGUUAUAAUACUAUGCAGAUUCUUUAGUUCAUAAUAACUUGUUCACUAGUUUUGGGUUAUACAGUUGCCAGUAACCAAACCUGUUAACCACAAACUGAAUGAUUAGAGUCACCAAACAGCCUAGCUGUUUGGCAGAUAGUCCUACUUUGCCCCUUCCUUUCAUAACUUUAAUUUCAAUUGGUGUAUGUUAACAUGGACUAAUUACUGUACGUAUGGACAUGCAUGGUAUUUUACCAUGUGUGGCAUUAGCUAAUGUUCAUUUAUGCCAUUUCCUAAGAUUUAUUUGACACAAGCUAAGUCUGUAUUUGGUCAUUGGUUGAUCAGUGUUCUACCCUAGUAAACAAAUUUAAAUAAAAACAUGUUGAAUGAUUAUUCUUUUGACAAAUAUGUCACAUAUAUACUCAUUUUGUUUUAAUGGAGAAUAUAAUGUAUCUGCUAGGUCUACUCUGUAAGUAGAUGUCUGCUUAGUUUGACAAUUAUGGUUACCAGAGUCAACAAAUUCAAUUGUAUUUACCACUGUGGUCAUUCUUCUGUUAAGUAUUUGUAACUACAUACUGGUAUGGGUCAGAUAUUUUGGUAUGUUUUACAUAGUCGAAGACUAGAUGCUUAGAAAUUCUGAGAUUACAAUAAAGUGGAUAGUACAUUUGGA
Molecule: messenger RNA, 7326 nt
Organism: Protopterus annectens (West African lungfish)
Lineage: Eukaryota; Metazoa; Chordata; Ceratodontiformes; Protopteridae
Gene: GPT2
Product: glutamic--pyruvic transaminase 2
Exons: 11
Coding region: 556-2208 (550 amino acids)
Biological process (GO): biosynthetic process
Molecular function (GO): L-alanine:2-oxoglutarate transaminase activity; pyridoxal phosphate binding
Source: RefSeq, a predicted model, not a curated record